AUGGACGGGAGAGGCCAAUAUAGCUUCCCUACAGGAACAAAAUACGUAGGAGAAAUGAAAGAUGGAGUAUUUCAUGGUGAAGGAACGCUAUAUUUUACUACUGGUAGUCGUUACACAGCUACUUGGAUUAAUGGCAUUGCCGUUAAUGGAAAAUAUACAUUCGAAGAUGGAUUAGAUUACGAUCAGACCGAGUGGUUAUACUGUGAUGGAUACGAUAGACGUUUCUACACCGAAAUAUGUAAUGGACUCAAACCUGCAGGGCGCUCUCAACUGACCGAUAACGAGCCUCCACCAAGCAUACCUGAAGGUUGCUAUGAUUGUGGAGAUGGAUUUUAUGAUCCUAAAACAAGAGUUGUAACCGAUUACGAUGGAAAGUUCUUAAGAAAUGCAGAUGAUGCUGAGGAUGAAUGGAUUAGGUCGAAAUGCCGUAAAGGCUGGGAUGAAUUCAUUGGCUAUCGAUCGCAAUAUGGUUUAUAA
Molecule: messenger RNA, 477 nt
Organism: Trichoplax adhaerens
Lineage: Eukaryota; Metazoa; Placozoa; Uniplacotomia; Trichoplacea; Trichoplacidae
Exons: 4
Coding region: 1-477 (158 amino acids)
Source: RefSeq, a predicted model, not a curated record